AUGGGUGUUCCCACAUAUAAACCAGUCGUCGACGUCGACGACGCUCCUGCUGCUCCCGGCCUCAGUGCCCCGGCAGGCUACCGACGAGCCCGAGCUGGCACCAUGCCUUCCAACCUCCACGAAGCUGCCGCCCGAUACACCGCUCCCCCAGAUGAUGACCAGCCCACGAGCGCCACGACCGUGACGUCUGCGACGCCCACAGACGCCAAUUAUACCCGUACCUCGGCUCUGUCCCCUGCGUAUCCCCAAAACGCCAACGGCCGACCCACGUUGCGUCACACAUCUUCGUCGGCUGCCAACUUGGAAAACUCUGAGGCGCCAGCGCCCAACCGUCUCCGGUCUGGGUCGUUGACUCUGCCUUCUGCUGGUCUUGGGGAUGCCUUUGGACAUGGCGCAUUUAGCAACGCCUGGUUGUCAAACCCCGGCUUGACCACUGCUGCAUCUACCCCUGCUCGAAGUCCCCUGGCCUCCGAGUCGGCGGCCAGCCUGGCUACAGACGACCUCAACUUUUCGACCCUCGACUACCUCGGCCUUGCAGACGUGCCCGACCAUCUUCCUCCUGCCAGCAUGUCGGAGCUCCGAAGGCAGGCGCAGCAUGCGAUUGCUUCCAACGGACCUGCCAGUCGACACCGAGCGAGCACAGUGUCAAACUUUGCUCGUCCUUACCGUCCCAGCGUGACCUCCAUGGGCCAUUCUACCAACAACUUGUACGAUGGCAACAGCGAAGAAGAGGCGCUCGCGAGGGAGAUUGAGAAUCUCGGUAUUUACGACACGAGCUUCAUGUCCAAUCCCCAACUCGCCAACCUCUAUGCUCCUUCCAGCUUGUACAAGGAGUCGAACCGCCAGCGGGCGAGUACGAUUGGGGCGCUCGAGAACCCUCAGCGUCGGGGCCUUAGCAGAUCAUCGAGCUACCUGCAGAGCAUCCCCCAGUCACCCGUCCAGUCCGAGCUCUUGGCUCUGGGUACGUAUGGCUAUGGCAGGUCGAGGGACAAUAGCCGUGCUGGACGUCUAUCCAUUUCUUCCCAUACCAGUCGAGCUGGUACUCCUGAUGACAAGGGUUCUUCUACGCCCCAAGUGCCCACUAGAAGCUUGUGGAUCGGCAAUUUGGAUGUCAAUGCUACGAGCAGCGCAUUGUUGCAAGUCUUUGCGCCCUAUGGGGCCAUCGAGAGCGUCCGAAUGCUCCCCGAGAAGACCUGUGCGUUUGUCAACUUUAUGGACAAGGUCGACGCUAUCCGCGCUCGAGACGACGUUCUCAACCGUCUCGGUGGCCACGUCUCUGCUCUCUCCGAGACUGCUCCAGUGCGAAUCGGCUUUGGCAAGAUUGACUCUGCCCCCAACGGCCCUUCAUUGAGCACUGUUGCGCCCACCCCUCCCGGUCUCGUGUUUACCACCGAUACUCCUUCGGAUACCGCCCCUACCCCUGCGCCUGCGGUGUCUGCUGUGGCACCAUCUGUUGCCGACGCUCCUUCCGUCACCGUCCCGCCUCCAGCGAUGACUGGCGCCACCUUGAACGCGCCCGACGACCAGCUGAGCACGAUGCCCACCCGGGCGCUUUGGAUCGGUAGCAUCCCCAGCACCACCUCUGCUUCUACCCUCUUGCAGAUAUUCUCGCCUUUCGGGCCCGUAGAGUCGUCUCGUGUGCUGCAGAACAAGUGCUGCGGUUUCGUCAACUUUGAGCGCUUGGACUCUGCUGUCUCGGCGCGUAACGCGUUGAACACCAGGGAUAUCCUCGGCUCCGAUGUGGGUCCUAUCAGGAUUGGGUUUGCGCGAGUGCCUACGCGCUCGCCUACUGCUGGCGCCAACGGCCAGCCCCUGCCCGCCUCCCCAGAAGGCAGCAACCCUCUUGGAGAUGCCCUCAACACUGUCAAAGGCGCCACCUCUGUCUCUACCGAGCAGCAAAUGUCUGCCGAAGGCGGCGGUCUUGAGAAUUACCGCAGCCCUCUUGUACUUGACCUGGUCAAGCAAGGUGUGCACGAGCAGGUUCUUGAAAAGGGUCUGGCUGGUGCGAAUGGAGAAGUGUCAGACCAGCAGAUGAUCAUGCAGGUGCUGAGCUUGAAGAAGGAGGAGGAUGGGGAUGUCAAGGCGGCGGCCGAUGCAAGGCCUCCUGCUACAUACUAUACCGCCAUCCCCCCUCCCGCCGACCGCUCUAGCAGGCGUUUCGACACUGGUAAACUCAAAGAGAUCCGCAAGAAGCUCGAUGCCGGGCAGUGUAGGCAGGACGAAAUCGACGAUAUCACGAAGGAUCUCAUGGAAGAUUGUGCCGAGCUCGCCGCCGACUUUAUUGGCAACACCAUCAUCCAGAGACUCUUUGAACGUACUUCGUUCGCCCUCCGCAUUGCCAUGUUGGAGCGUAUCGCCCCUCACCUGGCCACCAUCGGCAUUCACAAAAAUGGUACUUGGGCCGCCCAAAAGAUCAUCGAGUGCAGCACUACCGGUGAAGAGCGUGCCAUCAUUGUCAACCACUUGCGGCCAUUCGCUCCUCCGCUCAUGUGCGACUCGUUGGGCAACUAUGUCUGUGCGGGUACACUGAGGUUUGGAGAUCCCUAUAAUGGGUAUGUCUUCGAUGCGAUGAUCGACAGGAUGUGGGACAUUGCGCAAAACAGGUUUGGGGCUAGGUGUAUGAGGACCUGUUUGGAGAGCAACAGCACCAGCUUAUACCAAAAGAAACGUAUCUCUACGGGCAUCAUUCUCAACUCGAUUCCGUUGGCUACCAAUCCCAACGGUGCUCUGCUGUUGACCUGGCUCGUCGAUUCGUCCAACCUCCCGGGUCGAUAUGGAUUGCUCGUCAACAGGUUCAUCCCUCAUAUCGCCCACCUCUGUACUCACAAGCUUGCCUCUUUGACUGUCUUGCGAAUAAUUACACAGACGACCGAGCCUGCUGCUAGCAGCAAUCUCGUGCGAUCCAUCUUCACCUCCACCAAUGAUCAGACCCUCAUUGAGAUCUUGACUGAUGCCAACAACGGUAACCAAGUCAUUGGCAAGAUCAUUGCUGUCAACACCAUUGAGGAGGAGCAAAAGAAGGAGAUGAUCGAAGCCGUUCGUCGAGUCUUGCCCAACAUCAAAGCGUCAAGCACGCCCCCUUAUAGGAUGUUGCUCGAGGCUGUCGGCCUUCCCGUUCCUGCGGGCUACAUGAGUGGCUCUCCCUUCGGCCGCUCUGGUACUCCUAAUUGGCAAGGCAACAACCGCGGCCAACAGCAGCAACAGCCCCAGGCGUACGGCCAAAACUUUUACUACAACCAGCCUAUGGGCGCUACAGGCUACGUCAAUGGAAUGGGUGGCAACUUGUCCCCGCUGUUGAUCCCUCAAAACAUGCCUCUAGGUCAAAUGAGGGGUAGCCCGGGGAUGGGCAAGAGCCCGAGAACCCCGGUAGCUAGGCAAGGCGGCAGGAUGAGUCCUGCCUCCAUGAUGAGCCCUGCUUCGGACCCUUUCAACCCGUUUGCGUCGCCCAGCGUCGACAUGCCGUUUAGUAAUCAAGGUAUGCGCAUGGGGUCGACGCUAAGUCAGCCUCCUGUGACAUUUGAGCAGCAAGGUUCGGUCGGUGCCGGUCUUGGCUUUGGUGGCCAAGGUGGUGGCGGCUUGAUGUUCUAUGGACAGAACGAACCUCGGCAGAUGUAUGGCCAAGCUGGUGGCUAUCAAUAA
This is a messenger RNA of Cryptococcus amylolentus CBS 6039, 3639 nucleotides long. RefSeq lists its product as hypothetical. The coding region runs from base 1 to 3639 and encodes 1212 amino acids. The transcript has 9 exons. Gene Ontology annotation, molecular function: RNA binding. The record is from RefSeq and is a predicted model, not a curated record. NCBI's taxonomy places the organism in Eukaryota, Fungi, Basidiomycota, Tremellomycetes, Tremellales, Cryptococcaceae.